Molecule: messenger RNA, 297 nt
Organism: Linum tenue
Lineage: Eukaryota; Viridiplantae; Streptophyta; Magnoliopsida; Malpighiales; Linaceae
Source: the annotation of a GenBank genome assembly
AUGCUUCCCAAGACGGUAACAGUGCACUGCCGAUCCAAAAACAACGACCUGGGCUCCCGCGACCUCAACACUUGGGACGAGUACAGCUGGAGCUUCGGCAACAACGCUUUCGGCGGGACGCUGUUUUGGUGCGACCUCAGGAUUGCGAAAGCCAAUCAGUGUCUUCAUUUCGAUGCAUAUGAUCAAGACGAAAAUAAGCAUGUUUACCGGUGGGAGGUCCAUGGUGCUGAAGGGAUCACCGGCACGAAUCAGGACGGCGCUCCGGUGGGCGAAGUGGCUGAAUGGAGGCAGUGUUAG